Sciurus carolinensis (gray squirrel) is the source of this 4937-nucleotide messenger RNA. RefSeq names its product potassium channel tetramerization domain containing 20 (gene Kctd20). The record is from RefSeq and is a predicted model, not a curated record. The transcript has 8 exons. Gene Ontology annotation, cellular component: cytoplasm. Lineage: Eukaryota; Metazoa; Chordata; Mammalia; Rodentia; Sciuridae. Gene Ontology annotation, biological process: positive regulation of phosphorylation. Gene Ontology annotation, molecular function: protein binding. The coding region runs from base 183 to 1442 and encodes 419 amino acids.
GCCGCGCCGGCCAGGGCGGGGAGCGCGCGCCGCUGCGGCACUGCCGGUCCCGGCGGCGGCUGGUGGCGGCGCGGCCUGCGCGCGCCUCCCGGGCGGAUUCCGGCCCCAAGCGCGGGAGCGCGACGGGGAGCGAAGAGACUCAUCUCUGAUUAAGCAGACAGUCGAGGACACAGGGUCUGAGAAUGAACGUUCAUCGUGGCAGUGACGGAGACAGGUUGUUGCGGCCAGAGGCCAGCUGCCUAGUGGAUGAUACCUUAGCUGCAGCUCAAGAAAAAGAAACAAAUAGCCUGGCUUCACCUGGUCUUCAUAAUCUUACCUAUCCCCUAGGUCCCAGGAAUGAAGACCUUUCACUUGAUUAUGCCUCUCAGCCAGCAAAUCUUCCUUUUCCUCACAUAAUGCCGCUUCCCGAAGACAUUAAAGGCUCUUGCUUCCAAAGUGGGAAUAAACGGAACCAUGAACCCUUUAUUGCUCCAGAAAGAUUUGGAAACAGCAGUAUGAGCUUUGGCAGUAACUCUCAUUCCCAGGCACCAGAGAAAGUGACCCUUCUUGUAGAUGGCACACGUUUUGUUGUGAAUCCACAAAUUUUCACUGCUCAUCCGGAUACCAUGUUGGGAAGGAUGUUUGGACCAGGAAGAGAGUACAACUUCACUCGGCCCAAUGAGAAGGGAGAGUAUGAGAUUGCUGAAGGAAUCAGUGCAACUGUAUUUCGCACAGUGCUGGAUUAUUACAAAACUGGUAUCAUCAAUUGUCCUGAUGGCAUCUCUAUUCCAGACCUUAGAGAUACAUGCGAUUAUCUCUGCAUUAACUUUGACUUCAACACCAUCCGAUGUCAAGAUCUGAGUGCUUUGCUGCAUGAACUGUCUAAUGAUGGUGCUCACAAGCAGUUUGAUCACUACCUCGAAGAAUUGAUUCUGCCUAUCAUGGUGGGCUGUGCCAAGAAAGGGGAGCGAGAGUGCCACAUUGUCGUGCUGACAGAUGAAGAUUCUGUGGACUGGGAUGAAGACCACCCUCCACCCAUGGGGGAAGAAUAUUCCCAAAUUCUUUAUAGUUCCAAGCUCUACAGAUUCUUCAAAUAUAUUGAAAAUCGAGAUGUUGCUAAGACAGUGUUAAAGGAACGGGGACUGAAAAACAUUCGCAUUGGAAUUGAAGGUUACCCUACCUGUAAAGAAAAAAUUAAGAGAAGACCCGGCGGUCGGUCUGAAGUUAUCUAUAAUUAUGUGCAGCGUCCUUUUAUCCAGAUGUCAUGGGAAAAGGAAGAAGGAAAGAGUCGUCAUGUGGAUUUCCAGUGUGUUCGAAGCAAAUCCCUCACUAAUCUGGUAGCUGCUGGGGAGGAUGUCUUGGAGGACCAGGAGAUAUUAAUGCACCACCCACCCCAAGUGGAUGAACUUGACCGGCUAAAUGCCCCACUUUCUCAGAUGGCUUCUAAUGACUUUCAAGAUUAGGCCUGCUGUGAGUCCACCCCUCACCACUGCUCUUCUCUGUCUGGGAUGCCCUCAGCUAGGCCUUCCUGUCCUCCCCAUUGUCUUUCUCACCCUGAGUAGGAGACAUGCUUUUCCCCCAUUAUUUCAUUGGCCCCAUAAUUAACAUGUCCUUUUCAGUAAGUCUGUGCCUCUGGCAAGGAAUGAAGAAUCACGCUUUGGUAAUUAGGCCACCAGUUUUGCAGCAGCCCUGGUAACUUGAAAAUUUUUGGUCUGGUGCUGUUCACUGAAUUUCUGCAUAACUGCAAAAGGAGGAAAGGAAGUCAAGACCUGUUGCCUCAUAUUAAGCAAAGCAGCCCUGUCCUUUGUGCUCUGUGGUUUUUGUUUGUUCUGUUUUAUAUUAGGUAAACUGCUUAGCAACAAAGGGACCAAACUUAAAAGGAGACAAUCUCUUACAUUGUAAAAGCAGGCACUAGUGAGACGCUCACUCGAGAUUAAUGAAAUGCCAUUCCUGGGCCGUUUACACCCAGAUUGCAUCUAGGAAGAACUAGGCUCACUCAGAAUGUCCAAAAGGAAAUUCUUAAGAGCUGAAGUUCAGUUUCGAUUCUUACUAAUGCAAUGAACAAUCCAAAGCCACACAGAGAGGUUCUUUGGCAGAAAGAAGAGCAAUGACAACAGUGUGUAAAAAACCUUUUUAGCUUAUGAACCUAGACAAAUAGAUGAUUCAUUUGGAAUGAAACUCAUAAGUCAAAUAGCACCUCUCCAAAUCAGGCCAAUCAGAUUAUCCUGGAUUGGAUUCUGGUGUGAAGUCACAGGUCUGGACACCCUAGGGCAGCCCUUUGCUACCUGAGAUAUGGCAUAAAGGCCUUCAAGAUGAGGCCAGAAGUUUCUCUUAAGUGCUCAGUAUCUUUUUAUGUGUGUUUGGGACUAGGAACCUAGAAGCACUCUACCACUGAGCUUGUAUCUCCAGUCCUUUCUUUUUUUAAGUUUUACUUUGAGACAAAGUAUCACUAAAUUGCUGAAACUGGCUUUGAACUUGGGAAUCCUCCUGCCUCAGCCUCCUGAGUCACUGGGAUUAUAGGCAUGUGUCACUUCUCCUGCAGUGCUCAGUAUCAUAAUAGAAAGAUUUAUAAGCUCUCCAGAGAGAAGGCAUUUGUGAUAAAGCUGAGUGGGAAAACUCAUGGGCAGGAUUUUUCUAAAUUUGUUUUUAUACAAUAGUUCAGUUUUUUAAUAACCCAUUAUCUGCUCACACACUGAGUAAGAAAAUGAUACUUCCCAGUGGAAGGCAAGUCAGGUCCAGGCCUGGCUGCUUUGUUGGAUUUCUCAGCUCUGUUAACAGUGCAUGGUGGAUGACAAUACACAUUGCUGUCCCCGUUCCCCACCUGCUUCCAAUGCUUCUAUGGCUAGUAACAGCAGGGCUAAAUUCAAGAGUCCAGCACCAGAUGGAAAUGCUUUGGGAUUAUAUUACGCUUUCUGAUAGAAGUUGACUGGAGUUUCCCACCCUGGACAUUUAUCCAUUACAUUGUGAACAGGGGCUGGGGAGAAAGCUCAGCUGGUAGAGCGCUUGCCUCACAAACUCAAGGCCCUGAGUUCGAUCCCCAGUACUGCCCCCCCCCAAAAAAAAAAAAAAAAAAACAUUGUGAACAGGCAGUUUCCUUCAGGUCCUUUAAGGUAAGAACAUGACUCAUUUUCUUAAAUUCCAUUCCCACUGGGCACCAUAGAGCAGGCUCCUCAAUUCCAUUUUGACUGCCCGAGUCACAGUCCCCCACACACCAAGUCGGGUGUUGAACUUGCCUGUUUCUGGGAUUGAAGAACAAGAAUGUUCUUAAGUGAGCAGCUUCACAGUGGGAACCAGUGCUGUUUCUCACUUGGAGAAAGAGGGGUUAAGCUGAGCCCUCUCUCACCUGGAGUUCUAAUAACCAAUGGUGUCUAUUUUUGCAAGACCAACGAUCAGGGAUAAGGUAAGGUUAGGGUUAUUUGUAGUCAGAAAUUAGUAUUUCUGUGAAACUAAUUGGCUCAUAUUUGAAGUCACCUUACCAGCACUACAUGCAUAUCCACUAGUAGCUGAGCAGCUCAGAUAGCGUUGAACGGUGCUUCCCAGCAGACUUAGAGGCCAUCGCAAAGGAAAUCGGAAUUACCUGACGUUUGUGUAUUUGUGAUACAGCUUCUCCUCUUACAGCUUAUGUCUUUUGAGUGUAAAUGUGCCAUCUACUUAGACCGUGCUUAGGUAAAAAAGGUCAUCAAAGUAUGGUAUGUACUUGACGCUUUGUUCUGUGUUAUUAAUUCCCUCAAGGUUUCAAGAGUUGGAUCGCUCCACUCCCAGCAUUGUAGGUUAACAUGCAUUUGGCCCCAAGCAGUGGGGUUUGAGGAAGUGGAAAUCUGUGAAGAUUAACCUACUAGUGUCCCCGGUGGUGGUGAUUAAGGGAAAAACUGGGACCGUAGCUCCCUUCUGGUGGAGGGGGAGGUUUUUUCCUGCAUCCCUCCCAAUCCCAACCUGGACCUCAGCAUCACUGUAAUUUGGUGGUUCCUCUUAGCUGUGCCUGCUGUAUUCCCAGGGUUGGGACAUUCUGCGGUGGCAGGACUUCUCAGUCCUCACAGGAACAAGGACUGGGUUGCUAUCAUCCCCUUGAGUCACUUACUGGCCAGUCAGGCAGGAGGUUUUCUCUGUAAUAAAAAAGGUGGAACUUAGGUUUAGUGUCCUUUCUAAGUGCCUCAAUAAGUAAGCCAGGCUGUUUAUACAGGAACAUUUUCGUAAGAAAAAUGGUUUGACCCACAGUAUCAGAGUAUCGCAGCAAGCCGAGAUGAGCCUGGAUCUAGGUUUAGACUCUGGGGUUCGCGCCUGCAUCAUACCUUGUGUAGCUGUGAGAAAGCAUUAGCCACUGGAGCAGGAGCAAGGAGGUGACGUUACAAUGUGUCCUGUCCAAGGAUUUCGUGGUUUCUCCAAAGUGGAGUAAGUGUUGGAGUGACAGAAAAAGGGGUAAGGAAGACAGAGCAGCUGGGUUUACUGCACAGUGUCCAAUGGCUAGAAUUAUCUAAGAUUAAAUCUUGAGGACAGUGUGAGAUCUAUGAAAAUACUGUGGAAUAGGCCCAGGGAGAAAUAGAUCUAUUUUCAAAUAGUGUUAUGAAGUGUUUGUCAUUAAAACAAAUAUUCAGAGCACAGGCUUUAACUCAAACUCUCAUAAAGUGUGAUAUGAAGUCCUUAAAAAUCAAGUUGAAAAUCAAGGAUUUUUAAGUAAUACAUUCAUCCAAUGCCACUUCUUGCCAUCAUUUUGAAACUCUUAAAAUGGGCAUAGUGAGCUCAGAGCAAACCUGAUGCUUUUGUGGGAGAUGGAGCCCCAUUUGUGUUCUGGAUGGGAUCACCUCUGUGGGAGAAUUACACUUUCUCCUAAAGGCAAAAUGCUUGUAGGUUUUGCCUCUUUACUUUGUAUUUACUUUUAAAGUUGCACUUGUUCACCUACCAGUGUUUACAAAAUCGUAUAUUUGGGAUGCUUUUUCUAUAAUAAAAUAUUAUCAUUUGUG